Messenger RNA from Papaver somniferum (opium poppy), 1946 nucleotides. RefSeq names its product serpin-ZXA-like. NCBI's taxonomy places the organism in Eukaryota, Viridiplantae, Streptophyta, Magnoliopsida, Ranunculales, Papaveraceae. The coding region runs from base 327 to 1187 and encodes 286 amino acids. The transcript is spliced from 2 exons. The record is from RefSeq and is a predicted model, not a curated record. Gene Ontology annotation, molecular function: serine-type endopeptidase inhibitor activity.
UAGAGUUCCUUUUCAAAACUCUUGCGGAACUUAACUCUGCUACCUCUCAAUUCACCGACUCACUGAGCACUCUGAAUGAUGAACAACGGGAAGGAGGACCUAAACUGAGUUCAGCCAAUAGUGUUUGGAUCGAUCAAUCGUACACUCUAAAACCUUCCUUCAGCAAAACUGCGAGUUCAAUCUAUAAAGCCGACGUUAAGGUUCUCGAUUUCCAAACUAAGGCAGAUGAAGCCGCGGGGGAGGUGAACGAAUGGGUUGAGAAUAAGACUAAUGGAUUAAUCAAGGAUCUCCUUGGGCCUGGUUCAAUCAAUGAAUGUACAGUUCCUAUGUUGGUGAAUGCAUUAUACUUUAAAGGAUUAUGGCAAGACGCAUUUGAUAUAUCUGAAACAAGAGAUUCAGAAUUCUAUCUUCUUGACGGAAGCUCAAUCCAACAAGUCCCUUUCAUGACUAACGAUGAAAUGCAACAUGUUUGUUGUUACGGAGGGUUCAAAGUUCUUCAACUCCCAUACAGUACACAAUACAAAACCAAUUAUGGCGGGGAUGAUGUUACUAGUUUUUCUGAACAGAGCGAUGAGGAGGAUGCUGAAAAGAGUAAUGAUGAUGAUGUUGCUCCUGACACACAGUUGUCUAUGUAUAUUAUUUUACCUGAUGACCGAGAUGGCCUCGGUGAUUUGAUGGAGAAGGUAAGUUCAGACCCAGAUGGUUUCUUGCAUAGUCAUCUUCCACUAGUAAACCGACCACGAGUUCGGAGGGGAGAAUUCUGGAUCCCCAAGUUCAAGAUAUCAUUUGAUUUUAAGGCGUCAAGAGUUCUCAAGGAACUGGGAGUGGUUUUGCCUUUCGAUCAGGACAAAAGUGAGCUCACUGAGAUGGUGACUAUCAUAAGUACUGGAAGCGAACUCGAUCGACCCCAAAAAAGAAACAGAAGUACUGGAGGAAAUGUUUUUGUUUCCAAAGCCAUCCACAAGUGUUUUGUAGAGGUUGACGAAGGAGGUACUACAGCUGCCGCUGCUACUUCAUUUAUUGAUUGGGCACAGGCGAGUGGAAUAGAUUUUGAGGAUGAGGAUGAUCUCCCAGAACCUGUAGAUUUUGUAGCGGAUCAUCCAUUCAUGUUUUUGAUCAGAGACGAUAAGAGCGGGGUAGUGUUGUUCACAGGACAUGUCUUGAACCCAUUGUUGACGGACGAGUGAGGUUUUUAGCAUGACAUGCAGUGGCGAUUGAACACUAGUCUACGGUAAAAGUAACUUUCAGGUUUUCAAAUUUACAUUCAUCCGUCUUAGUUUAGUUACAUCUGUAUUGAAACAAAGAUUCACUUGGCCUCGACCGUUUUUCCCUUUUGAGAAGUCUACCAUUAUUUUGUUGUCACGGAGGUAAAAUCAAGAACCUCAGAGUCGGAUGUGACGAGAUUUUCUGUAACUUCUUUUUGCUGCAUGACUCUGCAAGUUCGAUUACAGGAAAAUUUAAGGAAACAUAAGAUGACUGAAGAAACGUUUCUAGAUCCAGUUAAGAGACAUUUCUUAAUGCAUGGAUUGCGCAGUAAAUUCAUGCUUAAGGGUAACACUAUUAAUCAUUCAUCAGAUCCUAGAGGAUUAAGGACAUGUCCCAUGAACAAAACAACACCAUUUACAUUGUCUCUGAUAGUAAUCACGAAGGGAUGAUCAGCUACAAAGUCCACAGGACGUCUGAGACAUUGCUGCAUAACGAUGGCAGCAGUAGAAGCAGCAGCUUCAUCAACUUCAACGGUACACUUGUGAUGAACUCCUGAAACAAAUAGUUGAGUCCUCUCAUUUACCAUCUCUGAGAGGUCGGUCUGCUAGUUCUUUAUCAAAAGGCAAAUGAGAGGUUUUUAGCAUCAAGAGUUUUCAAGGACGACAUGGGAAUCAAUUUGCCUUCUGAUAGAGAACUGAGGAACCCCAACAAUUGUUUCAAGGUUCCACCAUUUGACCCAG